Molecule: messenger RNA, 663 nt
Organism: Cladophialophora yegresii CBS 114405
Lineage: Eukaryota; Fungi; Ascomycota; Eurotiomycetes; Chaetothyriales; Herpotrichiellaceae
Exons: 1
Coding region: 1-663 (220 amino acids)
Cellular component (GO): cytosol
Molecular function (GO): NAD(P)H dehydrogenase (quinone) activity
Source: RefSeq, a predicted model, not a curated record
AUGCACGUUCUGGUGGUCAUCUGUCACCUAAACCAAGGCUCCUUCACGCACGCCGUCGCCGAGGAGGUCGUUAAGGGAGUGCAGAGCGAGGGCCAUUCUACGAAAGUCGUUGACCUAUACAAAGAUGGCUUCCAGCCGGUCUUCACACCUCGGGACUGGGAGCAGUUUGAUGGCGUUCCGAUGACGGAGGAUGUACUCGAGCAACAACGUUUCGUGGAAGAGUCGGAUGCUAUCUUUAUCGUGUUUCCGAUUUGGUGGUACGGGAUGCCAGCCAUGCUCAAGGGCUGGCUCGACAGGGUCUGGUCGGCUGGAUGGUGCUACAAAUCCGAACGAAACCCUGAGGGCACUCUACUACCUCACCGGCCAUGCACGGUCUUCGCCUUGGCAGGAGCAAGUUCGAAUCAGUUACACCGAUGGGGUUACGACAAUCACAUGCUUCAUCUUUGGCGAUACGGCGUUUUCGGCUAUUGUGGGUUCGAGCCUCUCAGAAUCUCAAUUCUGGAUGAUUGUUCCUACGCUGAGUUUGGGAAGCACGCCGGACACUUGCGGACAGCGUAUGAAGCGGGACAGAAAAUCGGCCGUGAUCCUGAAGCCCUGCCGGGUAUCAAGCCGUUUCUAGACAAAGGCCUCAACAUCAAAGGCGAAAGGCAUGUCGAAGAAUGA